Molecule: messenger RNA, 1740 nt
Organism: Erythranthe guttata (spotted monkey flower)
Lineage: Eukaryota; Viridiplantae; Streptophyta; Magnoliopsida; Lamiales; Phrymaceae
Product: phosphoribosylformylglycinamidine synthase
Source: RefSeq, a predicted model, not a curated record
UUUGUUUUAGAGUUGGAAAUUCCCAUUACCCAUUGUUUUGGAGCUUCCAAUUUACAUUAGAUGAACAAUUACUCCAUGAACCUCAAUUGCUCGCACCGGUGUCACUUCCGCCACGCUAUUGUCACCUCCGCCAUCCCCCGCCGCCACCAUCGCCGCCGCCUCCUCAAAUACUCCCCUACUCCGGCGAACACGCCCAUAUUCGCACCCACUAUUUUCAAGCUCUCCGAUGACGGCCUCCAAAUAACCCUAAGACGCCCUUCCACUUCCCUCCAAGUCCAACAACUCGAAACAAAAUUGAAUCAGUUAAUCGGCCGCGGCCGGGAAGCUUUUGACGACUUGAGGACUGUCGUCGCCGUUGACGAGACCAACGGAGGUUUCGUCAUCUCCUGCCGGAGGUCCAGUGUUGAGUUUUUAGCUGCUCUGUUUUUUUCCAGUUUGGUAGUUGUUAUUGCUUUUAGGGGUUUGUUUAAACAAAUCAGCAAAAAUAGCGGUGAAGUACUUGUGUAUAAGCGGGAUAGGAGCCUGGGCGGUAAGGAAGUGGUGGUAGGGAAGAAGGAGACAAACUUGCCGACUCGUCGUAAGCCGACCCCAUUGAGUUCGAAUGAUGCCGAUUACUAUUAUGAGAAGAAAAUUAACAGAACAAAGAUUUUGGGUAAAUCCAGGAAGGAAGAGUUGCCUCAGUGGUGGCCUCAGGCAGUGAAUUUGGGUUCACCGGAAAUCGAAAAUAAAGAGGAAUAUCAGAGGAUGGCUAACCAAUUGAUUGGAGCAAUUGUGGAUCGCAAAAUGGCUGGGGAGGAUAUUUCAGCAAAUGAUAUAGUUCAGUUGCGUCACUUAUGCAAGACGUAUGGUGUGAAGACAUCCAUUAGCACUGCAAAUACACGCGAUUCACUCUAUCGUGUGUCAGUUAACUUUGUGUUGAACUACUGUGAGACCAUAUCAAAUAUAUCCACCUCCAUUCAGAUUAAUGGUGAGGAUGUGCCGGAGUUUAUUGCUGGGCUUGCUGAUAAUAUCGGACUUGAGAGCACUCAUGCUGCAAGAAUUGUAUCUGCAGCUGUUGCUGCACGCACACGUUCAAAAAUCCUGCAGGCUUGGGCAUUAGAAGUUCAAAAUAAACACUCUGAAGCACUAGCUGAGCUGUUCAAAGUAUGCAUCAUUCAUCAGAUUUUCCCUCCAGAGGAGAACUCGCCUGAGAUGGAAAUGGUGGCUCGAGGGCUUGACAAGUCAUUAAGUGUGGAACAAAGAGAACAGAUAUUGAACUCAUUCAUCGCCGUUUCUGGCAAAGAAAUUGGUCAAAGUGUGGUCGAAGCACUGGGUUUGAAUUCAUCAUGAAAGGGAAAAUCGCUUCAAUUUCAACGUUCAAGUCUUUUUUCCUACAUUCUUUCUUGGCCAAAUUCAAGUUCCAAGGUGGAUAUUAAUUUGUUGGUGGAUCAAGGCCGAAGCUACUACUUCUCGAUUUCUAUGGCCGAUUAAUUUCUCCCAUAAUUCGUUCGAGCAACUGAGUUACACACAGAUCGAAUCGAAUUUGUAAGUACUUAUGUUUUUCUACAUUUAACUAUUGACAUUAGUUUGAAUAAGAAAUGUACUUCAGUAGGUAGUUAGUGGGACUAAGGUACUAGUUUAGCAGUUGAAUAAUACUGUGCCAACAAAUAUUCAAUAGUUUCCUUUUGCUUAGGUUUCUUUUACUAUUAAAUUAUGGUACUUGAUUUAAUGUAUAAUAAUCUUACUGUCUUUUUUCGACUC